This is a messenger RNA of Acanthoscelides obtectus, 123 nucleotides long. NCBI's taxonomy places the organism in Eukaryota, Metazoa, Arthropoda, Insecta, Coleoptera, Chrysomelidae. The record is from the annotation of a GenBank genome assembly.
AUGCUGGAUCCGCUAUUGUUCAGCAAGCAUUUAUUUCCGCUUGGAAAUAUUCUGACCCAGAUUCAUUCGAUCGCAAAGGCUGACAUAUUGAAAAAAAUGCGCUUAUACAAGAGAUCCAUAUAG